GGGGGCCGACUCGUCAUACGUAUCCGGCUAAACCCUUUAUGUCAAAAAUCUGCUUUGUUUUUUCUGUUUGGUACAGCAAGUUGAUGGAAAAAUAUAAUACUUCGAACGAUUUUAAUUGAUAAAAAUGGUGCAAUCUAAUGUUCAUGAAGCAUUGACGCCUGUUGCUUGGCUAGCUGGACAAUGGACCACCAAGGAAGGUAGAGGUUAUUAUCCUAAUAUACCGGAGUUCCAGUAUCAUGAAGAUUUGGAAUUUUCAUGCAUCGGACAGGCUAUGUUCAACUUCCUAUCCAAGUCUGCCAACCCUGAGACGCAAGCACCUAUGCAUCAAGAACGAGGCUUCCUGUGGAUAAAACCUGGUACCAAAGAGCUUGCUUUCAUGGUCAGUCACAACUUUGGUUUGACAUCUCUUGAAGAAGGAUACUGUGAUCCUGAUAAAAAAGAAAUUGUUCUAGAAACUGUGAAUGUGUCUAGGAUGUCGUUUGCGAAACCGCCCCACGUGAAGAAGUUCAAACGUAUAAUUCGAUUAUUGAGUGAUGACACCUUAGAAAUAACAUUGUUCAUGGAAACGGAUAACACACCGUUGUCUGAACAUUUAAAAGCAAUUUACAAAAAGAAACAGGAUUGAAUUUUCUAUAUAAGAACUAUCGCAUUUAAAACCUAUUCGAAAAUUAAUGUUUUUUAUGGUAACCAAGUCCAGAAUAAAUCCUUUUUUAAUACUGUAGAGCAGUGUUUCAUAACCUUGUUAGUUGGUGACUAAAAAUACACCUUAACAAUAAAAUUACCAUAAAAGAUAUUUUCUGUGGUUUCUACUCAAAGAAAGGAACGUCUUCUGUUUGUUUUUUUUUUUUAUGAAAAUCCUUCCUAAAUUUGUUAAUAAAUUAUUUAUGGUUAUUAUAAUUUAGGUGUAGGUAUCGGUGUAUUUAAUAUAGCGCAGUCUCCGAACAGAAAGAAUUUCUUACGUUGAUUUUUGUGUCUACUGAUAGAUUUCAUAAACAUUUUAGAUUCACUUUACUGUGACAAAAUUUAGGUAGACGCAUCUGUGGAAGCAUAUUGCGCAUGAGUGAAAGAUAUAUCCACGGUACGGAAUUCUGUUUUCGACGACCGUGCCAUAAGUCUUUUAAAAGUUACCGCGUUUGACCCGCAGGCCAAUUCUGCUAAUGUUUACGUGAUAAUCGCAUCUCGAUAGAAUCUCAACGACUUGCAUUUUACCAUUGUACUAUCUACAUAAAGUUCAAUGUUAUUAGUUCAAUGUCUUCCUCACACAUCGAUUGAGACAUAUAUAUAAUAAUAUUGAAGUUCAGGUAGAUAGUACAAGGGCAAAAUGCGAGUAGUUGACAUCCUAUUGACACGCUAUUAUUACGUAAACGUUAGCAGAAUUGGCCUACCGUUGCGAUGCGAGGUUAGGAAAACAGGUCUAGUGUUAUCAAAAAGAUUAUGGAUCUAAUAACAACUAAGUUGCUUAAAGACGGUCCGGUCCACGCACGAAACUGUUUAAAGUUACUCAAGGUCUGUGAAUUCUGUGAUCUGUUUUGUAUUGUAUUUCUUUUUCUAUGUUAAAGGCCAAAUAUUAUUUAAUGUAGAAUGUUCUCUCCUAUGACCACUAUGAAUACGAGUCUGCUUUUUUAAAAAAGUAAGCAAAAGUUGAAUUUCAUAUUUUAAGAUUUGCCCCCUUACUCUCGAACGCAAUCGCGACAUGGUGUUUCUUCGUAAAUUCAACUUGACCUUAAAUAAGACUUCUAAUAUGUGUAGAUUAUUUAAGUCUAGGCAUAGGAGC
Messenger RNA from Diatraea saccharalis (sugarcane borer), 1774 nucleotides. The record is from the annotation of a GenBank genome assembly. NCBI's taxonomy places the organism in Eukaryota, Metazoa, Arthropoda, Insecta, Lepidoptera, Crambidae.